Molecule: messenger RNA, 894 nt
Organism: Scaptodrosophila lebanonensis
Lineage: Eukaryota; Metazoa; Arthropoda; Insecta; Diptera; Drosophilidae
Gene: Osi11
Exons: 1
Coding region: 1-894 (297 amino acids)
Source: RefSeq, a predicted model, not a curated record
AUGGAUACGCGCUUUGGUGUGUUCAUAGCUCUGCUGUUCGCUGCGCUCUUUAUCCAGCGACCUAGUUGGGCGUUAGAAGCGAACAAUGCCGAGAGGGACAACGGCCUCUUACACACCGUACGCCACGUGUUUGCGCAAUGCGCUGACAGCGAGGAUUUAUUCUGGUGCUGUAAGCUGCAGGGAGCUCGCCUGCUGGGUCGGGCGCUUAAGGUCCAGCACAUUAGCAUAGUGGAUGGCCUUAAUUUGGUGCGAAAGGCGGGCAGUGAAGAGACGCGCACAGGUCGGGCUAGCGCCGAUCAGAAUAGCCUCAACAAUCGCGAUCUCGAGCAUAUGUCGGCCAAGAGUCUGGAUGCAUUACUGAUGGAUCGCUUCCUGAGUUUCAUGCAGAGUCAUCAGUUGCAAGUCAAUUUGCCGCGUCUGCUGCUCUAUGGGGAGCGCAAUAGUCAGAAUUGGCUGCAAUCGUUGCUGUCCUAUUUUUCCCCGGAGACGCUGGACAGCGAGGGACGCAAGAAGAAGGACGAUAAGAAGUACUUGGGACCCUUUAUUGCUGCCGUCCUACUUAAGACAGCCAUUCUGAAAAUGGCCUACCAUUCUAUUGCAAUAGUGGCUGGCAAGGCGUUAAUUGUUGGCAAAAUUGCGUUGAUCAUUAGCGCUAUUAUCGGACUUAAGAAGCUGGUGAGCUCCGAGGGCGGCGAGAAGACGACCUAUGAGAUUGUCAAACAUCCGCAAGUGCAACAGAGCCACACCUACUCGAGCAGCCAUCAGGGCGAGUAUGACAGCGGCGGCCAUGAUAGCGGCUCCUAUCAUCGUAGCAUGGACGACGAAAUGAUGAUGCAGGAUAAGGCCUACCACGCCUGGAUGCCCCAGCCAACUCCAAGCAAGGCGUCGCGAUAA